Molecule: messenger RNA, 546 nt
Organism: Sporisorium graminicola
Lineage: Eukaryota; Fungi; Basidiomycota; Ustilaginomycetes; Ustilaginales; Ustilaginaceae
Exons: 3
Coding region: 1-546 (181 amino acids)
Biological process (GO): vesicle-mediated transport; protein localization to Golgi membrane; intracellular protein transport
Cellular component (GO): trans-Golgi network; cytoplasm
Molecular function (GO): GTP binding; GTPase activity
Source: RefSeq, a predicted model, not a curated record
AUGGGUGUGGCGUUCAGCUCGUUGUGGUCCUCGCUCUUCGGGUCGAAAGAGCUCAAGAUCUGCAUCCUUGGCCUCGACAAUGCAGGCAAAACAACGCUCAUGUACAAGAUGACGCUCGGAUCGGUCGUGUCCACUGCUCCAACUGUCGGGUCGAAUACAGAGCAAUUCGAAUACAAGAACCUCAAGUUCAUGCUCUGGGACGUCGGCGGGCAGACAUCCCUCCGCACCUCCUGGACGUCGUACCUGGCCGCUACGGAUGCGGUCAUCUUUGUCCUGGACAGCAACGACCGCGAACGCGUCAACUUGGCACGCGAAGAGCUGCACCGCAUCGCGCAGGAUGAACAGGUGACCAAGGCGCCCAUCCUGGUGUGGGCGAACAAGCAGGAUAUCAAGGGCGCCAUGACGCCGGCCGAGAUCUCGGAGAGUCUGGCGCUCACGGCGUUCCGCGAGAGGACAUGGCAGAUCUUUGGCUGCUCGGCGUUGACGGGCAAAGGGUUGACUGAGGGGUUGGAUUGGCUAGCACAUACGUUGGGGGCAAAGGGGUGA